GGCCGUAGAGCAAGGAUACAGACCAACGGUCGAGCCUCCCUCGGCAACUUUGAAGCUCACCGACGGCGCCGUCGAGCUCGAGGCCAACUCCGUGCUGUCGGAGAAUGGCGUCCAUUCCGAGCCAUGGAUUCAGACACCUCUCCACCGCGAGGUGCUCGUUUCAGUUCAACUUCCACUUUCACAAGCUCCGCAGCACAACUUCUGUUGCUGCCUCUCUUUCGCCCACUCUUCCACAGGGAGAUUCCGAGCGAGCCGAGCAGAAUGGCCCCUCGAAUCCCAAUGGUCUCAGCAGAAAAUCCCAGUCGUAUUUUCCCAAACGAGGCCAAACCCUGGAAUUGGUCUGUGAAUCGCUGGCCUUUAAGGGAAAGGGUCUGUGCAAAGUGGCUGACACUGGGUUUGUUGUCAUGUGUGACCGAGCCCUCCCCGGCGAGCGUUUUUUCGGGCGAGUUACUCGAAUGAAGGGAAACUAUGCCGAGGUGACUAAGCUAGAGACACUAUCUCCUCAUUGGGACUUGGUUGAUGCCCCUUGUGAGUAUGCUUCUUACUGUGGAGGAUGUAAAACACAAAAUCUAUCUUAUGAAGCUCAGGUUAGAUCUAAGGAACAGCAAGUUCACGAGUUGUUGACUCAUGUUGGAAAAUUUUAUCAGAAAGAACUUGAAUCCCAUAAUGUUCUCAAGCAUAUUGUUCCUUGCGAUAUCCAGUUUCACUACAGGAAUAAGAUGGAAUUCUCAUUUGGUUCUAAAAGAUGGCUACCAAGGGAUGCAUUGAUAGAAAAACAGUACGGAGAUGAGAUCAAUGCUCUGGGACUGCAUGCUCCUGGCUUUUUUGAUAAGGUUCUAAACGUCAACAAAUGUUUAUUGCAAAGUGGACCUGCCAAUCAGGUUCUUGAAUCCAUACAAGAAUGUUGGAGAGAUCCACAAUUAGGUUUGUCUCCUUAUGAUGUGCAUUCUCACAAAGGAUUCCUAAAGCAUUUGAUGCUACGGACUGGAAGGGAUGUGAAGACUGGUUUGCCUGAACUUAUGGUUAAUUUUGUAACCUCAUCCUACAAGCCUGAGCUGCUGAUGCCUCUAGUUGAGAAAAUCUCAGAUAUUCCCGAAGUGGUUAGCAUUGUGAAUAAUGUAAAUUCCUCUGUUGGUAACACUUCUGUUGGAGAGGAGGAACAUGUUUUGUAUGGGAAAUCCACCAUCACAGAGAUCCUACGAGGUCUAACGUUCCAAAUAUCGGCGAAUUCUUUCUUUCAGACAAACACUCAUCAGGCAGAGGUUUUGUAUAAUCUGAUUGAAGAAUGUGCUGGCCUUAAAGGAGAUGGUUCAGAAAUUGUUCUUGACUUGUUUUGUGGGACUGGUACUAUUGGUCUUACACUUGCUAAAAGGGCUAAACAUGUUUAUGGCUAUGAAGUGGUUCCUCAGGCCAUCAAAGAUGCUUGUUUGAAUGCCAAACUAAACAUUAUUUGUAAUGCCACAUUUGUUCAAGGGGAUCUGAAUAAAAUUGAUGAAAGUUUUGGCAACAAUUUCCCCAAGCCUGAUAUCAUCAUUUCAGAUCCGAACCGUCCAGGUAUGCACAUGAAGUUGAUUAAGUUCCUUCUCAAGAUCAAGGCGCCUCGAAUAGUUUAUGUAUCAUGUAAUCCUGCAACUUGUGCUCGCGAUCUUGAUUAUCUCUGUCACGGCGUGGUGGACCAAGGCAUUAAAGGUUGUUACAAACUGAAGAGCUUACAGCCUGUAGAUAUGUUCCCCCACACUCCUCAUAUUGAAUGUGUUUGCCUACUGGAACUCAUUCCUGAUUCCCAGUUGGGGCCAUGAUUUUUUUUUUUUUUUUACUGAAAUUCAAGCCUUCUAUUCAUGGAUUCCAACCAGGGAAGAGAAGGAUUUCUAUAAAUAAUUAUGCUGUUUUUUUAAUCAUAUCUUAUAGCAGAGCAAGAUGAGGCGGUUUUAUGCGUUUUGUAGUUACUAUAGAAUGUAUAACAAAUGAGUCAUUAGUUAAAGCAAUCUGUAUCAUCUUCUUAUUUUGUUUAGUUUAUCCAAAAAUUAGAACAGCUGAAGUCAAUGAAAGCUAUCGUCGUUUCAUGACAGUGGUUGCAGGGUUGUUCUGUUUGUCUUUGUUUUAGGAGAUGCGUCUUGUAGCAUCUGUUAGAAUCCAUAUAAAUGAAUUAAAUUUACUA
This is a messenger RNA of Momordica charantia (bitter melon), 2158 nucleotides long. RefSeq names its product RNA methyltransferase family protein. The record is from RefSeq and is a predicted model, not a curated record. Lineage: Eukaryota; Viridiplantae; Streptophyta; Magnoliopsida; Cucurbitales; Cucurbitaceae. Gene Ontology annotation, biological process: RNA processing. Gene Ontology annotation, molecular function: RNA methyltransferase activity.